Messenger RNA from Pelagomonas calceolata, 924 nucleotides. The record is from the annotation of a GenBank genome assembly. Lineage: Eukaryota; Pelagophyceae; Pelagomonadales; Pelagomonadaceae.
AGAGCUGAAAGCGGAGACCACACUGAAGCAUAAGCACGCAUACGGCCGACGCGACAGUUUCCCACGCGCAGCAGUAACUCGCCGCAAGCCGUUAAAAAAGUACAGUCCACCUCCGUGCAUUGCGGGGCCGCCACAAGCAAGGCCACAGCACCACCUCGCCAGGGGCCGCAGCGCCGCCGAAGAAGAGCGAUGGCCAAAGCCCUCGCCGUAACGGGCGCCCUCGCGUGCGGCGCCGCCGCCGCCUACUACCUCUACGGCCCAGCCGAGGACGACGACGACGCGGACGACCUCCCGACCGUCACCCCCUCGGAGUGUACACAAAUCAUGGAGAAGAUCACUAUGAUCAUGCAGCAACAAAUCAAUAAUUUAAUGAGAAAGAUCCAGGCCCAGGGCGCCCAGAUCCCCCAGCAGAUGCUCCAGAGUUACUUAGUGGAACACUUCGAAACCCAACUUAAGGAAGUGCAGUCCGUGGUCUUCCGGGAGUUCGGCAAGGACGAGGACGAGGUGGAACACGCUUGUGCGUAUUACGAAGCGAAGGAGACGCGGGAUGAUAAGGUCGUCGAGGCGUGCAACAACCUGAGGAGCCUGUACACGAAUGUCGGCGGGAGAGUCGAGUUGGAUUUACCUGAGGAUUUGACGGUCGAGAAGAUGUGUGUGAUCUUCGAGGAGUACAUGGGCGCCGUGCAGCAGGCUCAAAUAGCCUUCUCGCAACAUCUGCAGCAGUUGAAGGCUCGAGGCGCGCAGGUCACGACGUCCCAAUUGAAUGAAACUAGAAACAACCUCAUGCAGAACCACGUACUGACGGUGCUCAAGAAGUACGACAUGACGAACUUACUGUGGGUGGCGGCUUUGGAGAAGUACAGCGAUUCCCAAGUGUUCAAGGCGGCGGUCGAGCGGUGCAAGAAGGGCGGCGCGGCGCCCUAG